GCCAUCUUCAGCAACUCAGUGAAAAAAUAAACAGAUAGAUAGAUAGAGAGAGAGAGUAAUGGAGAGCAGAAGCAUUUUGCCUGGCGCUAAACAGUUAGCCACACUUCAUCUUUUAGUGGUGAUUUUGAGCUUCUGCUUCUGCUCUCAAAUCCAAGCCUUUGCUGUCAACCGAACGUCGAAGCCUAUAGUUCCUGCUGUAAUUUUGUUUGGUGACUCAAUAGUUGAUCCUGGAAAUAACAAUGCGAUUAAAACUAUUGUGAAGUGUAAUUUUCCUCCAUAUGGGAAGGAUUUCAUCGGCCAUGUACCUACUGGCAGAUUUUGCAAUGGCAAGAUACCUGGUGACCUUAUAGCCUCAAGUCUGGGAGUGAAGGAUACAGUGCCAGCUUAUGUCGGCCAAAAGCUAGGAGCUGAAGACCUACUCACUGGAGUCAGCUUCGCUUCCGGAGCCACUGGCUACGAUCCCUUGACCCCUGUUAUUGCAUCGGCGAUAUCGAUGCCGGAUCAGCUAAAACUAUUCGCAGAAUACAAAGAGAAGAUAAAGGAGAUCGCCGGAGAAGAGAGGGCUAAUAGCAUAAUAGCGGAGAGUCUCUACGUAGUGUGCUCCGGCUCCGACGAUCUCGCCAACACCUAUUUCAUCACCCCGUUCCGCCAGGCCCAUUACGACGUGCCCUCCUAUGUCAAUUUGCUCAUCGGCUACUCUUCCCAAUUCAUCCAGAAAUUAUACCAAAUGGGGGCGCGUAAAAUAGCGUAUGUGGGGCUUCCUCCUAUAGGCUGCCUACCUUCACAGAGAACUCUUGGAGGAGGUCCUUUAAGAGAAUGUGUGCCAAUUCGGAAUGAGGCAGCGAUGCUUUAUAAUUCGAAAAUUAACGCAGAGAUCAACAGACUUGGCAGGAUUUUCAAAGGCACUAAACUGAUCUAUCUGGAUAUCUACACUAUAAUUCUGGACCUUGUUCAGAGACCCUCAGUUUAUGGAUUUGAGGUCUCAAAUAAAGGUUGCUGUGGCACGGGAGCUAUAGAGGUUUCAGUACUGUGCAAUCCGAAGCUACCAACAUGCCCAGACGAUUCCAAAUACGUAUUUUGGGAUAGCUAUCACCCCACAGAAGGAGCUUAUAGAAUCAUAGUAGAUUAUCUUAUUCAACGGUACCUUAAAUAUUUGAACUAAAUAAUAUAUAUGUAAAUACAUCAUAAAUAUUAUUUUUAUGAUGUAAAGUAGGAAGGAGGAUUGAAUGAUCUUUGAAUGUAUUUUCGCAAAUUUUUAUUUUGGUAUGGAUGGAAUAAAUAAUAUGUUAUUUUGUCAAUGUGAUAUGGGGAAAAAGUGGUUAAUUAGUUUGA
This is a messenger RNA of Dendrobium catenatum, 1332 nucleotides long. RefSeq names its product GDSL esterase/lipase EXL3. The record is from RefSeq and is a predicted model, not a curated record. Gene Ontology annotation, molecular function: hydrolase activity, acting on ester bonds. The coding region runs from base 59 to 1162 and encodes 367 amino acids. Lineage: Eukaryota; Viridiplantae; Streptophyta; Magnoliopsida; Asparagales; Orchidaceae. The transcript has 5 exons.